UCAAGCAACAUGGUACCCAAGGUAUUCGCACUCCUCGCCCUCGUGGCCACCGCCCUCGCCAGCCCUCAGACCUACGGCUACGCUGCUCCUGGUCCUGCUUUCGGACCAGCCAAGUACGACUUCAACUACGCCGUCAACGACCCUCCCUCCGGCAACGACUUCGGCCACCAGGAGUCUCGUGAUGGAGACUUCACUCAGGGUUCCUACUACGUCCGCCUUCCCGACGGUCGCCUGCAGACGGUCAACUACAACGUGCAAGGAGACUCCGGCUUCGUGGCUGAGGUCAGCUACGAGGGUCAGGCCCAAUACCCGACCCAGCCCCGUGCCUACACACCUGCCCCUACCUAUGGUUAAAAAGUGCGAUAUUUGUCAAUAUCUAAGUGAGUAAAUAUGAAUGUAUAAGUAUAGAAUGUUGUGGUUCUAUUUCCAUAUCAGUCCUCCACUAUUUUAAUAAAGUAUUUAUAUUUUA
Molecule: messenger RNA, 469 nt
Organism: Penaeus vannamei (Pacific white shrimp)
Lineage: Eukaryota; Metazoa; Arthropoda; Malacostraca; Decapoda; Penaeidae
Source: RefSeq, a predicted model, not a curated record